AUGAAGCUUUCACUUGCAGUCUCUUUCACAGCCCUCGUGGCUACCGCUGUGGCUGCCGACAUAGAACAGGACAUCCCGCAGUGUCUGGUCAACUGCAUUAAAAAAGUGAAUAUUUGCAGUGGAAUCGACAUUCCCUGUUUCUGUGACAACACGGUGUUCCGUUUGGCAGUGACACAGUGUAUGAGUGGUAUUGAUGGAAAGGGUGAAAAAUGCUCGGAGGAGGAUCAAAAGAGUAGGUUUCGCGUGAAAGCGUUUCAGCCCCUUGGCUUUGGGCUAAUUGUUUCGGUAGUUGUUUUAGAUUGGGACAGGUCUAUCUGCGAUUAG
Messenger RNA from Aspergillus bombycis, 324 nucleotides. Its product is annotated as CFEM domain-containing protein. The record is from RefSeq and is a predicted model, not a curated record. The transcript has 2 exons. NCBI's taxonomy places the organism in Eukaryota, Fungi, Ascomycota, Eurotiomycetes, Eurotiales, Aspergillaceae. Bases 1 to 324 code for a protein of 107 amino acids.